ACUCGCGCGUUUGGAGUGAAAGUCUCUUACAAGCACAAGUUAAACACAACACUUGUGGAAAGGCGAGAUGCACACAGCUGGAGUGUAUACGCCUGGAAUGACUGUGGCAGUGAAUGGAUCGCAGCGAAAACGCCCGACUCGCGCGCAGCUCCGUUGGGAAUAUUAAUAUGAUUUUACAUUUCAGGCGCAAAUUAAGCUUUUAAGGUGUUUCCUGCAACGACAUGCUGGACAAAAUAUAAUGCAGUGCCUUCCAAAAGUCUAACGCGGGAUUUUUUUUUUUUUUUUUUUUUGGUGUGAAAUAUGUAACCUACUGAGUGAUCAUUUCAUCAGAAUUCAAGACGAGAAAGCUUCAAUCUGUUGCUCUUUUAAAAAAAUCACAUGUUGCUUCUUAAAAACCCUACGGAUAUUUAUAACACUAAAUCAAGACAUUCUGGAUGCUUAGGACUUAUGACAUGCGGUUAAGGUGCCAUGGUGGCAGAAGUUAAAAUGAGCUCUUUUGGCGAGCAGUUGGUGCGCUCAGAAUGGCCCGGGAGGAUUCGGUGAAGUGUCUGCGCUGUCUGCUCUACGCGCUCAACUUUCUCUUCUGGGUCAUGGCCCUGUGUGUGCUGGGAGUGUCUGCCUGCCUCAGGGAUCACCUGAACAAUGUGCUCACCUUAACCGCUGACACCAGACUGGAGGAGGCAGCCGUUCUCACAUACUCCCCCGUCGUCCAUCCUGUCGUCAUCACCGUGUGCUGUUUUCUAAUCAUCGUGGCUAUGGUGGGCUACUGUGGCACACUCAAGUGCAAUCUGCUCCUACUGUCUUGGUAUUUUGGCUGUCUGAUGGUGAUAUUCUGCGUGGAGCUGGCCAGCGGAGUGUGGACGUAUGACGAGCCUGUGGUACAGAGGUCUGAUAUGAUAAGUCUAAAGUCUCGUAUUCCUCAUUUCGGCCUGCAGCGCUACCAGUGGCUCACACAUGCCUGGAACUCUUUACAAACAGAGUUAAAGUGUUGUGGAGUGAUCUACUUCACUGACUGGCUGGAAAUGACAGAGAUGGAGUGGCCACCUGACUCCUGCUGUUCCAAUCAGUAUCCAGGAUGUGCCCGCCACGCCCACUACCAUGACCUCAGUGACCUUUACCAGGAGGGUUGCGGUCCCAAGAUCUACAGUUUUAUCCGUGGCACCAAACAGCUGCAGGUGCUGAGGUUCUUGGGCGUGUCGAUUGGCGUGGCUCAGAUUUUAGCCAUGACGUUGACUGUGACACUCCUGUGGGCUCUCUAUUAUGACCACAAACCACCUGACCCAGCAUCCCCGGAUGCUUUAAUCCACACGCACAGCUCCUCAGAAGAUGCCCUGAAGCCCAGCCACCCACAUCCACGAGUGCCUGAGGCCUGGGCCAAUGCGCCCGCUAAUGGACACACCCAGUUUGAGAUGGAGCAACUUUCCUAGCAGUGACUUCAUUGGUGACCCAUCGCCUACUUCAACACUGCGGAGACACUUAAAAUGACACUGAAUGGAUCGGACAGCAGCAGUGAACUGGACCAGAAAAUGGACCCUGUGGAAUAUGAAGUAGUCUGGGUGCCUGGAUUAUACGAUUUAAAUGGUGUGAAUCGUUUUAGAGAAAACUUUAUAUGCCUGUGGAGAAAGCAGCUUUUUGUGGUCAUCACAUGGAAGUUGAAGAGGAUUUACUGCGUUCUUCCUAAAGUCACUGCCUCUGUCUCUAUAGACUUGAAUUCUCCAGAGGGAGGUUUCUGGAAUGAACUGUUUCUGCUUAAAUCUUUCUUCCUCUCAGUGAAAUGGCCCAUCACCACUUAUACUGACCUAGUUGAUGCACACUAUGAUUUUGGCCAUUUUUUUGCCAUGCUAGACAAGAAUUGUAAAAUAUUUAUUUUAUCAUAGUCCAAAAUCAGUUUGCAUUUUGGGAUUCUCUUCAUGUUAGGAUCACAAUUUACCUCACAUUUGUUCAGAAGAAUUCACAAAUUCCUUCUUUCACCAAGCUAUGUCAGACUUCAAACACAAUUUUUUUUCUCUCCUUUACUAGUACAAAGUUGUGUGGUACUAUUUUAAUGUUUGUUUGAAGAUUCAUAUUCAUUUAAAUGGACAUUAAUGGCAAUUUUGCCUAAGAUAUAUAUCAUACAGUGUGACAUAACAGACAAAACACAAACAGUCUGCAUUGGCUUUUACACAAAAUCUCACCUGGCUCAUACUUUCGCAGAUUUUCAUGUCUUAAUUUAACAGCUCCAUGAUAAGAUUCAAAUGGACUGGUGCAUUAAAAAAUGUUUUAGAUCUCAAAAGUAGUAUGAAUUUUCUAUGCAAUAAUAGUCUGCACAUAAAUUACAUUAUAAUAGGGUUAAACUCUGCUGAAAGUUUGAGAAACCUCUUGCAUGUGAAUCACAGUGCAUUAAACACAUCGAGAAGA
Molecule: messenger RNA, 2397 nt
Organism: Carassius gibelio (silver crucian carp)
Lineage: Eukaryota; Metazoa; Chordata; Actinopteri; Cypriniformes; Cyprinidae
Product: tetraspanin-12
Exons: 8
Coding region: 522-1427 (301 amino acids)
Cellular component (GO): membrane
Source: RefSeq, a predicted model, not a curated record